Molecule: messenger RNA, 702 nt
Organism: Stylonychia lemnae
Lineage: Eukaryota; Ciliophora; Spirotrichea; Sporadotrichida; Oxytrichidae
Source: the annotation of a GenBank genome assembly
AUGAGAACAGAAAUAUAUGUUUUUAUUGCAUUCUUUAUCUUGAUGGUUUCAGUUUAAAGCUUGUACCACAAGGAGCUGUUCGUUCUAAAAGCUAAAAGAAUUAAAGAGACUGAAUACUCAUACCCAAGUUAAUUAAAAGACCUUUAAGCAAAUGAUAAAACUCUCACAAUAAACGAUAUCUCAAGAAAAAGAGUUCACGAAAAUUAUACUCUGGUGACUGAGACUUUUGGACAUCCUGAUAAGAAAGUAACUGAAGUUAAAACAUUGAUCAUAAAGUUUGAAGACUUUAUAGUGCCUUUGACUGUUACUGAAAACUAGUGCAUGUUUGUUGUAAGGAGAGGCAGAGAGACCAUUAAUCAUGCAAGAGCUGACAACCUAAAGGUAGGGGAUUCACUUUUACAAUAUAUUAGCUUGAAAAAGCAGACUGAUUUGCCUUAUUACGCAAAAAUUGCUUCAAUUGAAAAGACAAAGACUAAUUACAACUAACUCAUAGGAAUAAAAACAUCAAAUAAAAUGUACAUUGGAGGCACUUUAGUACUCUCAGAUAUGAGUGAUACUUGUACAAAUUUAAGUGAAGUACCCAGGGUCUUCUAAAGGGAUUCAGUAAAUUAACUUUAAUUACAAAAUGUCAAAGUGUUAUGGAACGACUUAAAAACAUUGAUAAAAUAAUAAUUAUAUAUUCUUAAGACCAAUGAUAAUUGA